ACGGAAGGCGGAAAUCCCCGGCGGGCGGCGUGGGAGGGAAAAGGGGAACGGCCUGAACCGGGCGGCUGUCAGAUCGGCUCAGCUCGGCACUGCACGGCUCGGCUCGGCACAGCUCGGCACUGCACGGCACGGCUCGGCUCGGUUCGGCUCGGCCCGGCAGCCACCCCCCUCCCCCGCCGCUGCGAUGGAGCCGCGAGGCUACGGAUUUCUGUUACUGCUCCUCCAUAUCCUGAGACCUGUUAUUGCACUGGAGGAGACGAUCAUAGUCAGUAAACUUGGAGACAAUGCUACACUGAGUUGCAUUUAUCGAGGAAGAGAACUGCACUUAAAAAAUCUACGGGUAUAUUGGCAAAUAGCUGAUGAUCAAGAAGAGUGUUCAGUUGUUCAUGCACUGAUCUCUGGUCAAGACAAUGAAAGUGAACAGUGUAUUCACUUUAAAAACAGGACUCAGUUAUUCUGGGAUGGAUUGGAAAACGGCGAUUUUUCUCUGCUAUUACUAAAUGUCAGCCAGAGUGAUGAACGUACAUACAAAUGUGUAGUACUGCAGAAAACUGAAUAUACCAGAGUGAUUCACCAGGCGAAAGUGGUUCUCAGUUUGGCAGCUAGUUAUAGCCAACCAAUACUCAGCGGACCGAUAAGAAACAGUGACAGCACUGGAGAGGAGGUGACUUUCAGCUGCAAGUCUGGCAAUGGAUACCCAGAGCCCAAUGUAUAUUGGAUAAACAAAACAGAUAACAGCCACCUGCUUCCAUCAGAGCUAAAGAUCAUACCCCAUGCCGAUGGCACUUACAGUGUUUUUAGCACGCUGAAGGUUAAAGCCACUUCUAACAUGCAAAUAGAGUGCUCCAUAGAAAAUAAAAUACUGCGGGAAAAUCUGUCAGCCAACUACACACAGCAGAUGCAAAGCAAUGGCUCUAGCACAGAAAGUCACAAAACCCUGGAAAAAAAUGGACGAGGUGCUCAAGCAGCUUGCAUCAUUUCCAUCGUCAUUGGAAUAGGUCUUCUAGUUGGUUUAACCUGCUGGCUGUGGAGACGGAGGUCCUUUAAGCUACUGUCCUACACAGAUGUCCAAACAAAUGAAGACAAAGGAGGACUCAACUCACCUGUCUAAAUGGGAAGUCUGGUAACAAUUUGGGCAGCUGGAGAUGUGUCAAGAGAAGCAUCAACCCCUAUCUCAGUGGCAGCAUCGCUUGUAAUACAAGUGACAUAUUUCUGCAGAGCGUGCGAAGAGAGAUGGCAAAAAAAGCUUCUCCAACAGAAGAGAAAACAAAAUGCACUGGAUUUCUGUUCCAGCCACUGGCUGUGUCCACACAACAAUUGUGUCACCGCACCAGCUAACCACUUUGGACAGUCCUCUGAUAUUCUGUCAGUGUGCUGAGCUCCUGCACUGGAGAGGGCAGCAAGCCUGGGACUUAGCUUCUCUGUGCCAGACCACUGACAGGUGGUGAGUGCCCAGUCUCUCCUCAUCACCUUUGAGGACCUUUUUAGUAGCAGAAGCAACUGCAUUUCAGGAAUGUGCAAAGUUCUUGCUGUGUCUCUUUACACUGACAAUGACUACUGAAUAUGAAGAAAGGCAGCUAAAAAACAAAAAAAAAGAAAGAAAACUGAAGGGCUCUCUACAAAGUGAGAUUUGUGAUCUUUUCCACCUUUUUCUCUCUACAGCACAUCCUUUUAUUGUCUGGUUUCACCAGCUGUGUGUUACUGUGUACAGAAUUAGGUAGAAUGUUUUGACCCAGUCCUCCAAAAGUGGGUGUUGCUCUGACAGGGUUAAACACUGAAUGUGUUAAUGUAAGGGAAUGUGUGUUCUUUAAAUGCACUUGAUAUCAGCAUUUUGUUUUUUACCAAAUAUUCCACCAAAAAGGGGACUUCCACUUUUGACAGAAGCUGGUACGUACUGUGUGAAAGAGCAGGCUGUAGAAACCUGACCGAUUAAAAAUAGUGCUCUCUGCUAUGUUAAUGUUACCUGGACUUACCCUUUUCAGGAUGGAACAAAACCUGUGGUUGAGCUCUGCUCAGUUCAGCUGGUCUUUAUUUAAGCACUCCCCUGUGGCUUCCAGGGAGGAUUUUAAACUGACAUUUUUAAACUGAACCCCUCCUUGUGUCCCAUCCCACCAUCCACCCCCCAAAAAAAAGAAGGAAAGACAGACAGACAGGAAAGAGUGCAGACAAUAGCACCGUGUUGUCUGUGAAUGUCCAGGAAAGCCAAGUGCAGUUCCUUGUGCCAGUGCACGUGCCUUGCUGUUCCAGCCACGAGCCAGCCAAGAGAAACUGGUUGAAAAUAGUAAACUUUGCUGAUGGUAUGAAGUUUUGAAGGAGGAGGAAUCUAUACUAGCUGUCUUGCCUAGGUGGGGCAUUUUCCCCAUCUUGUCAUGGGGCACGGAGACCAUGUUUAAACUGAGCCCUGGAGACACUUGGUUCCUGCACCAGUUGCUAAACUAAAAUUCUACCAUUUUUGUGAAUAAGUUACAGCCUUACUUGUCCUAGCUCUGUGUGUGGGAGGCUCUCCAGUGUCUGAGGCAGGCCAUUGAUUUUUCAUUUCAAGAUUAGCAUUCAUAUCCAUCAAGUGAAAAAAAAAAAUGUUGUUGUCCUGUUGUCCCAUUAUGUGGACUCCAGAACCACUGGGCAAUAGUACAGUUAGGGGUUUGUUGCAGUGCCCUCAAGGAGGCUCUGAGUUGGGUACCUGCGCACCAUCGCUACACCAGGAUCUUGUGGGAGGGCUGCACAGGCUCAGCCUCCACGGCAUUUAAAAGACGGGGCAGUUUAGCUCUCACUUGUUGCAGUCUAGGCUUACUCGCCAGUUUGAACAGGAUAGGGAAGCUGUUUUAAAAACAAAAACAAACAGCCAAGCUGCAACAAAAUAAUUAAGCUCCUGCCUUCUGUUUAGAUUUUAACUGUGUACAACUGUGGUUUUUUAGAAAGGUGUUGUAUCUAUUAAUGUCAAAAAAGUAUAUUGCAUAUUUGCUAAUCUUCAAUGUCUGUGAAAAAUACUCUGUUUUAUUUAUUAAUUUCUCUUUUGUCCUCUGUUGCCUUCCAGUCUACAGCUGUAACAUACCCUCUCAGGUAGGGUAUUCAGCUCACAGCAUUUGUUGGAUAAGAUUACUUAAGGUACCAUCAGUUACUUUAAAUGUCAGCCUUUCUUUGUCUUCUCUCAUGUCCAUUAAUCUAGAUGUUAGAUUAUUUUCUAAGUCCAUAUCUAGUCUUCAGUGAACCCUAAAGGGAACAUGCUUGAAGAAAGCAUGCAGACACCUUAAAAAUGUGAACAUCUGUGCAGAUGUGAAGGUAACCAUUUCCUAGUGGUUCAGUAAGUCAUCCUGUGGACGUUUCCUUGCUAUCUAUCACAUGAAGCUGUUUUGCGCAUCCUCUUUGGUGCUGCUGUAACUGACAGAAGCCUUUCCUAAAAACAGUUUUCCACCUUUAUAUUCUGCAACUGCAAGAAGCUGUAACAGUUUAGAGAUGCAAGAACUGAACCUAGCAGUUGCUUUGCAAUAUGUCGUUAAGCUAAUUUAGACUGGUUGGAUUUCCUUACUUCUGGGCUACUUCAUGGUACCUAGAGAAUAACAUCUAAAUGCAACAGCCUGCUCUUUCAGAAUCCGUAGUUUCGGUUGGUUUAGGUUUCCAGCUAUUUUUGGAGACAAGAAAAUCCUAGAUAGCAGUUGUUACCAUUAAAAGGACUUAGAAAUUUUGUAAUGAGUUUGUCAUCAUAUACCUGUUUAUAUUUUAAAUAAAAUCCAUCUGGAUGUUUGACUAAAUCUG
Messenger RNA from Falco peregrinus (peregrine falcon), 3753 nucleotides. It is a transcript of the gene ICOSLG, whose product is annotated as inducible T cell costimulator ligand. Bases 185 to 1111 code for a protein of 308 amino acids. The transcript has 7 exons. NCBI's taxonomy places the organism in Eukaryota, Metazoa, Chordata, Aves, Falconiformes, Falconidae. The record is from RefSeq and is a predicted model, not a curated record.